This is a messenger RNA of Aethalodelphis obliquidens (Pacific white-sided dolphin), 3822 nucleotides long. RefSeq names its product refilin A (gene RFLNA). Gene Ontology annotation, cellular component: actin filament bundle. The transcript has 2 exons. Lineage: Eukaryota; Metazoa; Chordata; Mammalia; Artiodactyla; Delphinidae. Gene Ontology annotation, biological process: negative regulation of chondrocyte development; actin filament bundle organization; negative regulation of bone mineralization involved in bone maturation. The coding region runs from base 1395 to 2579 and encodes 394 amino acids. The record is from RefSeq and is a predicted model, not a curated record. Gene Ontology annotation, molecular function: filamin binding.
ACCACCCCUCGAGCCUUUGUGAUAAGCACGCAGAAUACAAGCCUUUUCUCCGUAUUCUGAGACUUUUAUACAAGACUUUGUGUGGCGCUUGCCCCGUGCCGGGCACUGUCCCACACAUUCACACACUUUGAAUCACUGUCAUGACUGCGGCCUGGGAGGCGGGUGCUCCUGUGGCCCCACUUCGGGGCCCAGGAGGCUGCAGCCCCGAGAGGGGAGUUGUUUGCUGGGUCCCAUGGUGUAUUAGCUUCCUGUCGCUGCUCUAACAAAUGACCCCACGCAUAGUGGGUUAAAACAACACAGAUUUAAUAUCUUACACUUCCAAAGGUUAGAAAUCUACAACAGCUUUCACGGGCUAAAAGCAAGGAUUUUGGAUGCUCUAGGGGAGAAUUCUCGCCUUUCCCGCCUUCUAGAGGCUGUCCACAGUCUUUGGCUCCUGGCCCCGUCCACCCUUAAGGCAGCAGCAUAAUGUCCUCAAUUUCUUUCUGACUCUGACCCCCCUGCCUCCCUCUUUCACUUAUAAGGACCCCUUGUGAAGACAUUGGGGGCCCACUGGACACUCCAGGACCCAUCUCAAGAUCCUUAACCACAUGUGCAAAGUCCCUUUUGGCCUGUAAGGUCACGCACUCCCAGGUUCUGGGGAUUAGGACAUGCACACUUUGGGGGUCAUUAUUGCACCUGCCGUGCCCAGCAAGGGAGAGAUGGGACAGCUUGACGACAGCUGCUGGGGGCCUAUGGAGAACCCCCUCUUUCUCCAAGUCUUAGAUCUUUUCUUCCUGUGGUCCUUCCUCGGCCCCUGUUCUGGGGACGCUGUGAUCAGCUGAGGAGGGGGCUGCGGUGACCAUGUCCAUAGGCUGAGAGCGGAUUUGAAGACAGGUGUGGGCCUGGCCCAAGGGCUCACAGGACGGCGGGGAGAGGUGGAAGGGGAGCAGGGCGCUGCUCUGCACGUGUGAGGUCCUGCCUUUGGACACCAUGGGGUCUGCGAGGUGCCAGGCCCUGGGGCCAGAGAGGUCAUCAGGUCCUGAAUCUUAAGGAGCUCAUGGUCUGGGGGCGACACACAAAGGGGUCGCAGCAAUGGAGACCAGCAGGUGGGAGCUCCAGGAACCCCUUAGAGGAUGUUGGGGGAAGACAAGGGAGCUGGUGCCUGAGUUGUCACCCUGGACGGACCAAGUGAGAAGAAAAGGGAAGGACGUUCCUAGUACAGGGAACAGCAUAAACCAAGGCACAGAGGCAGCCUGGGCCGUGGCCAAGGCGAGUGAAAGAUAUAUGGACAGAGGCCUGUGUGGGAAGUGCCUUGAUCCUGUGUGUGAGGGCAAGCUUGCUCCGAGCAGGAGGUGACAGGACAGGUCUUGGGGCUGCAGCACCCGUCCCGUGGACCCGAGAGGCAGCCGGGGAACAUGGGUGAGGGCGCAGACUCUGGAGCCAGACCGCCAGGGUUCCAACCCCAGCUCUGCCUCUUCCUAGCUGUGUGGCCUCAGGCAAGUUACUUAGCCACCCUGGGCCUCAGUUUCAGCAUCUAUAAAAUGGGGAUGCUAGUAACAGCUCCCUCCCGUGAUCGAAUGUAUGGAUACAUGGAGAGCUCAGAGCAACGGCCCGUGCAGUUAGCCCUCAGAAAGCACAGCUGCUGUGAUCUCUCCUCGUCCAGGCGAGGACAGGGAAAGCCUGUGCAGGAGCUGAAGGAGGGGCCCGCAGCCAUGCACCAAGAAGCGCGGGGAACUCUUCCCUCGACGAGCACGGUCUUCAGUCCCUCGCAGAGCUCCUACCUGACGUGUCACCCAGGGGCGCAGCUUAGGCUCAGGGGCUCCCUGAGAGGGGUCCCAGUUCUACAGGGCUCUGAGCCUGGCUCCUGGGGCUCGGGUGGGCUGGGCGUUGUAGAAAGAGGCCGUUACCACGUCCCCUUAUUGAGAUGCCCAGGAAGUGAGGGGCAGGCCGGUGGCUGGGUGGGGAGCCGUGGGCAUCAGAGUGCUUGGAUUCCACAGAGGGACGCUGGGGUGGGCUUCCCGAUGGACCCCGCAAAGCAGGCUUCCAGAAAACCAGGACUGGAGUGGUGUGGGGCAACCCUUGUGCCUGGCGGGGAGCUGAGGUUGCAGUGCCAAAGGGCUGCUCACGUGACCCUGUGUCCCUGGCUCUCCCCACAGCCCCUCCCCCUCCCCCCGAGCACCCCGGCGCGAGAGAUGAGGCCCCGGAUGCUGCCCGUGUUCUUUGGGGAGAGCAUUGAGGUGAACCCAGAACCCACGCCCGAGAUCCGCUGCAAUUCCGAGGUCAAGUACGCCUCGGAGAAGCACUUCCGGGACAAGGUAUUCUACGCGCCGGUGCCCACGGUCACGGCCUACAGCGAGACGAUCGUGGCCGCGCCUAACUGCACGUGGCGCAGCUACCGCAGCCAGCUGACCCUGGAGCCGCGGCCGCGCGCCCUGCGCUUCCGCAGCACCACCAUCAUCUUCCCCAAGCGCGCCCGCAGCUCCUUCCGCACCACCCUGCACCUCAGCCUGGGCCGGCCCCGCCGCUGGUUCACAGCCAGCGUGCAGCUGCAGCUGUGCCCGCGCCCCGGGCCCGGCCUGCUGGGCCCCGCGCCGCUCUGACCGGCAGCCCGGCCCCCGCGGCGGCCGGAGCACGGGCUCCACGAUCGGGAGGGACCCCGGGCUGUGUCUUGCCCGCGCCGCAGCCGCUUUCUCAGCACCUACCCGGUGAGGCAGCGUGGGCCUGGCUUUCCUGAGGAGCCCGGGGCGGGGGCAGGUGCGUAGGCGGUGCUCGCCCCGACGGCCUGGCAGUGAAGAAGGUGUGUGGGUCCUGGCUGCCCUUGAAGCGGUGGACACACCCCGAACGCCGGCAGGACUGAGGCGUCCGGCCCGGCCUUGGCCGGGGGGCCCCCCACCAACCCCGGCUCCCAGGCCACGUGGGAGGGAAGAGGAGUGCUGUCCAGACACCCGCCGCCCCUGGAGAGGGCUGUUUCCAGAGCAGGCCUUUCACGUGUGUGCAGCUGGACGCCCAGAGCCAUAGCCCAGCAACCUCUGGUGGACGGUGAGCCGGGAGGUUGGGCGAAAGCCGGCAACGCUGCCGGGGCUGGUUGUGGGUUGUGUGUGGGGAGCGGCCUGGAGGAGCCCUGCCCGCGCUGUCCCAGUGCCCGUGCCCCAGUGCGGAGGAUGGAGGGCAUAGCCCGUCAGCACCGAGGCCUUUGAGCUCUGUGUCCGGAGCCUCACCCGCAGGGCAUCCUGCUAACCUCUGUCCCGACACCUUCAGGACCAGGACUCUGGACCGUCAGAGACCUUGAGCCAGGUGCCAAGGGGAGGCGUUUAAGCCGUUGGAAAUGACCACUGCCACCUGCCCGAGGCUCCUGGCCAGCUGUCAGCUUUCAGAUUCCGUGGGGUCCAGCUGCCCUCAUUCAGGCCUCCCGUUCCUACAGUGAUGACACUGCAGUGGCCAGUGCAGCAGGGUUCACCACACACGUGCAAGGUCAGGGGAGGAAGACGGGAGACCCAUGUGCUCCCUGGGAAGAGCCAGGAUACGUGGGUGCUGGGGCCAUGGCCUGGGGCUGCCUGCCACCAAUGCCCCAGAAGCCCCCAGCGUGGCCACGGAGAUGCCUUCAGAUCUGAUUGGACCCAGCAGGUGGAGGCUGCCCCGCCGCUCCUCUGGCAUCCCCCCAAGACAGGGCUUUAGCUCCCUCGCUGUGGGGAGGGGCGGCUCGGAGCUAGCGUUCAGGAGAGGCGAAGUGACUGAUAUAUUUUUAUAUAUCUACAGACUGUGCAUGUUCUCGCCACGGAGAUGCUUUCUGAUUAACAAAGAAAUAACUUAAGAAUCGAUUAUCUUAAUAAAAUGUGCAGACUC